Diuraphis noxia (Russian wheat aphid) is the source of this 1038-nucleotide messenger RNA. Its product is annotated as histidine protein methyltransferase 1 homolog. NCBI's taxonomy places the organism in Eukaryota, Metazoa, Arthropoda, Insecta, Hemiptera, Aphididae. The record is from RefSeq and is a predicted model, not a curated record. Gene Ontology annotation, cellular component: nucleus. Gene Ontology annotation, biological process: peptidyl-histidine methylation, to form tele-methylhistidine. Gene Ontology annotation, molecular function: protein-L-histidine N-tele-methyltransferase activity.
CGUUUAUUGAAAUUUAAAAUUUAAUUAAAAAAGGCUGGCUCUAUUAUAUAUACUUAAUAGUAGAAACUUAUUGGUCUGUGUAAAUAUUGUAUCAAGAAUAUUAUAAUAAUAUUACAUUUUUUUUUACUGAAUAAUUAAUUUUUUGUACGAUGUACAAAACAACUUCAAUAGUGAGGAGAUGAAAUUGAUGUUUAAAAAUGUUCAAGUUCAAUUUUAAUGCSGAUGAGUUGGAUGCGUCUGAAUGCUCUGAAAAUUAUGACGAGGUGGUCAAAACAGAAGAAUUAACUAGUUCUUAUUCAUUGACCACCUUGCCAUUCUCAGAAUUGAUCAUUGGAAAUAAGUGUUUAAAAUUAAUUCAUGAAUUUCCCAAUACAUACAAUUCGGAUCUCAUUCCUGGMACUUAUGAAGGAGGAUUUAAACUUUGGGAAUGUACUCUUGAUCUCUUAGAAUAUCUAAGUAAUAAUGACAUGUACUACAAAGACAAAUCAGUCUUGGAUUUAGGCUGUGGURCUGGGCUUUUAGGCAUUUUUACAUUAAUUUCUGGAGCUCGAAAUGUAGACUUUCAAGAUUUUAAUAAAGAAGUAUUAACCAAUACAACUAUGAGUAAUGUAUUAGUUAAUUGUAAAGAAAGGUUAGAAGAUUGCAAGUACUAUUCAGGUGAUUGGAAAUCAUUUACURCAUUUAAUGAAGAUACUUACGAUCUAAUUUUGACAUCAGAAACUAUCUACAAUGUGAACAACUAUACGAAGCUUAUCAAAUUAUUUGAAAAAAAAUUAAAACCAUCUGGAAGUAUUUUAUUAAUUGCUAAAAAUUAUUAUUUUGGUGUUGGUGGUUCUAUUAGUGAAUUUUUAAAUUGCUUAAAAUCUUCUAAAAUGAAGUCAGAUAUUUUUUGGACAAGUACAGAUGGAGUUAAAAAAACCUUGCUCAAUAUACAUUUUUGAUUGCUAAAGAUCAUCAAUAAUAUAAGAACUAAAAUUCAAAUGAUGAUGUUUUUUUUUUAAUUAUAUAUCAUUAUUUACAUAAUUAUAAAUGGUAAAA